CAGAAUUACAGAGUUGCCAUCGGCAGCAAAGUAGACCGGAAAACCCCAUCUCCCCCGCCGCCCCACCACGCACGAUGGCCGCCGUAAGGUCGCUGCUCCGCUCGUCGGCCUCCCUUCUUCGCGCCGCCCCCGCCCUCGCGAGAUCCUCGGCUACCACGCGUCCGUCUCUUCGGCGCGCAUUGGCUGCUCCUCCUCGCCUUCUCCGGUCGCCCGUCGAGUCGAGCUUCUGCGUGGAGUCGCUUCUGCCUCUGCACACCGCCACCGCCGGUGCACGCAUGACGUCCAUGCUCGCCGCUCCUGGCCAAGGCCUCGGCUGGCUCACCCAAGGAACCAGGACAUCAAUUGUGCUUCGAGUUCUUCUGUGCCUGGAGGAAACAGGAAGAGUUGAUUGGAAAAAGAAAAAAUGGGAUGUGUUUUUCUUUUUGUUCAUGUGAACUGAGAUACGACUUAAUAAACUAGAUCUUCGAAUGAUGCUCUGACCCCCCCCCCCCCCUUUUUUUAAUGUUUUUUCAUUGACUAAAACGGUUAUGUAAUGAUAACUAUGUGACACUUGUUUUGUUUGGUGUGAUUCUUCAGCGUAGCCUGGUGAUCGAGACUCAUGCAGGCAUUCGCUUUUGAUCUCAA
Messenger RNA from Zea mays, 624 nucleotides. RefSeq names its product Protein NUCLEAR FUSION DEFECTIVE 6 chloroplastic/mitochondrial. The coding region runs from base 75 to 434 and encodes 119 amino acids. The record is from RefSeq and is a predicted model, not a curated record. Gene Ontology annotation, cellular component: mitochondrion. NCBI's taxonomy places the organism in Eukaryota, Viridiplantae, Streptophyta, Magnoliopsida, Poales, Poaceae. The transcript has 3 exons.